Messenger RNA from Oenanthe melanoleuca, 7887 nucleotides. RefSeq names its product F-box and leucine rich repeat protein 18 (gene FBXL18). The transcript is spliced from 5 exons. Gene Ontology annotation, biological process: SCF-dependent proteasomal ubiquitin-dependent protein catabolic process. Gene Ontology annotation, cellular component: SCF ubiquitin ligase complex. The record is from RefSeq and is a predicted model, not a curated record. The coding region runs from base 247 to 2379 and encodes 710 amino acids. Gene Ontology annotation, molecular function: protein binding. Lineage: Eukaryota; Metazoa; Chordata; Aves; Passeriformes; Muscicapidae.
AGCUGCCCUGGCGUUAGUGCCGGUUUGGGCUGUGCUUUCGCCGUUAAGGUGUGAGAGGGUUGCACAGGAGCUGUGGGUGAUGUUGGACUGCAGUGUUGGUGUGUGGCUGCGUGUGUGAACAGAUAUAUAUAGCCGUACAUGUGUGUAUAUGUGCAUGGUUAUGUAACUCUUAAGGUUAGUGAAACGGGAGGCGCUGGGAAGAAGGAUGAGAGAAAGAGAUUGCUGUGAUAUAUUUAGGAAAGGAUCAUGGACAGUUGCAAAGAGGUCGUAAGUGAGGAGAGUGAGGAGGAAAGCAAUGGAGUCAACUUGAUGGAAUUCUCAGAUGAGAUCCUUCUGCACAUCCUCAGCUAUGUCCCUUGCACAGACCUGGUCCUGAAUGUCAGGAGAACCUGCAGGAAACUUGCAACACUUUGCCUUGACAAGAGUCUAACACAUACAGUUCUGCUUCAUAAGGACUAUAAGGUAAACAAAGACAAAGUGAAGCAGCUGAUGAGGGACAUUGGGAAGGAGAUCUACCAGCUGAACAUGGCCGGCUGCUACUGGCUGCCCAGCUCCACCGUCGACCACGUCACGCGCUGCAAGAACCUGGUGAAGCUGAGCCUGUCGGGGUGCCACGUCACCUCCCUGCGCCUCUCCAAGAUGCUCUCCUCGCUGCAGCACCUGCGCUCGCUGGCCAUCGACGUGAACCCGGGCUUCGACGCCAGCCAGCUGAGCAGCGAGUGCAAGGCCACGCUCAGCCGCGUCUCGGAGCUGAAGCAAACCCUUUACACGCCCUCCUACGGCGUCGUCCCGUGCUGCACCAGCCUGGAGAAGCUGCUGCUGUACUUUGAGAUCCUCGACCGCUCGCGGGAAGGGUUUAUGCUGUCGGGGCAGCUGAUGGUGGGCGAGAGCAACGUGCCCCAUUACCAGAACCUGCGCAUCUUCUACGCCAGGCUGGCUCCUGGCUACGUCAAUCAGGAGGUGGUGAGGCUGUACUUGGCAGUGCUGAGUGAUCGGACGCCUGAGAACCUCCACGCCUUCCUCAUCUCUGCCCCCGGCAGCUUUGCGGAGACGGGAGCCACCAAAAACCUCCUGGACUCCAUGGCCCGAAAUGUACGUCUGGAUGCUUUACAACUGCCCAAAGCCUGGAUUAACGGCUCUGGGCUCCUGCAACACUUGAAGUUCAACAACCCUUUCUACUUCAGCUUUAGCCGAUGCACCUUAUCUGGUGGGCACCUGAUCCAGAGGGUCAUUAAUGGUGGGAAGGAUCUUAAGAGCCUGACCAGUUUGAAUCUCAGUGGCUGCGUUCACUGCCUGGCUCCAGAGUCCUUGUUUCGGAAGGCUGAAGAUGACAUUGACAGCAGCAUUUUGGAAAGCCUGGUAGUGUCUUGCUGCAACCUGAGACACCUGAACCUCUCUGCAGCUCACCAUCACAGCUCUGAAAGCAUAGGGAACCACCUGUGCCAGCUCCUGUCCAGGCUAAAGCACCUGCUCUCAUUAGCACUACCAGUUUGCUCCAUCACAGAUGUUGCUGCAAGCGUGGAGAAGCCUCCCACCACACCUAAUUUGGUGCCCCAGACAUUUGGAAAGAAAGUUCGGAUUGGGGUACCGACAUAUCCAAGGAACUUAGGGGACCAGGCAAAUCAGAAGAUCGAGUCCUCAGUGUUUUGGGCUCUGAUGGGGAGCCUCAGAUUUUUGGAAACCUUGGAGAUAAUUGGGUCCAGUUUCUCCUCUGCCAUGCCCCGCAACGAGCCAGCAAUUCGGAACUCGUUGCCUCCCUGUGUCCGGGCACAGAGCGUGGGGGAUUCAGAGGUGGCUGCCAUUAGCCAAUUGACUUACCUGCAGAGCCUCACCUUAGCACAGCUGCCAAAUAUUCUCACGGGCUCUGGGCUCGUCAACGUCGGGCUGCAGUGCCAGCACCUGCGGACUCUUUCCUUGGCCAACCUGGGCAUGAUGGGCAAGGUGGUCUAUAUGUCUGCUCUCAUGGACAUGCUGAAACACUGCAGGUGUUUGAGAGAUCUCAGGCUGGAACAGCCGUACUUCUGUGCGGGUGCCCAGUUCUUCCAGGCACUGAGUCACUGCUCCUCUCUCCAGCGCCUUUGCAUCGUCUCCCGGAGCGGGACUCUGCAGUCUGACGCAGUGAUGUCAUUCAUGGCCAGCUGCCUUGAGGUCAUCAUGUGCCACAUGUUUAUGGGAGAGCCUCUUACCGUUUGCAAAAAUCUCCAGCAGUCCAUUGUGCGGAGUUUCCAGGCAGAACGCCCUGCAUUAAACGUCGUCAUUUUCCCUCUGCUUCACGAGGACUUGACAGAGGUCAUCAGAGAUGUCCCCAUGAGGCACUUGGAUGAAAUUACCUUGUUUAAAAGCAGAGUGGCUGAGGAACCUCCCAAUUUGUGGUGGUGACUGUCACAGCAUGGAAGGGACAAGUCAUUGUGAACCCAUGGAGCAGCUUCUUGUUGGCCUGGAUUUCCCAUCCUCAGCUCCUGGCCACCUCACUGGAUGCUGUACAAUCACUUCAAACAGGUGCAAUUGCAAAAUAAAAAAAGCUGGUUCUUUGCAGUGGGGUAACAUCUGUUGGAUAUUGCUUGCAUCUGAAAACCCUGUCUCAAAGGCUUGUGGAAUCUGAUGAGUGUUUCCUUGCGGUUAAUAUGAAUAAUUUUUGUUAUUGAAGUAAAAGGUAAGAGAAACUGACUUAAUGCUCCUUCCCCUGUGUCCCCUGGUGUGUGUCCCAAGGGCCCCUGUGUAUGUUGGCAGUGUGCUUUGUGGUUUUGGUGGAAGUCAUUCUUUGCUUCAGUCUGUUUUUGGCAAAGUAGAAAGCCUAGGCCAGCUCAGAGGCACAAAAAUGUGUUGCUCAAUUGAAGUGCAUCACAUCUUUUCUAUGUUACAAAUAGACAUUUGUAGCCACACACGUGCAGUCACAGAUAUUUAAAGGAUUUCUUUUUUUUUUUGAUUGAGAAGUACCACAAGGACUCUUUUUAUUUUUAAUAACAAAUUAUGGUCAUUAACACCUUGACCAUAGUAUGUUCCUGCUGAUGGUGUUUCCAUUGGUCUGGUGGAAGAAGUUCUCAGCUCUUCUGGAAAUCAUUGUCCUAGGGUAGAUGGUGCCUACAGUGAAUAAGUUGAGGCUCAGAUCUGAUUUAUAUGCAGUCUGUCUUGCAGUGUAGAUGGGAAUGUAGUGUUCCAGUUCUGUCCUUAUAUCCCAUGCCUUGAGCUCAUGCUAAUUUUAGAGAUGUUAUGAAGUAUUUUCACAGUGUGAUUUCAGUCAGCUUCUCUGCUCCACAGGACUUCCUCAGGCAUCAGUAGUGGUCUGGAUCACUUUCAUAUUGCCUUAUUUACUGAGCACUUUUAAAAGCAUCAGACAGCUGUACCAAAAGCCAAGUUACAAAUUCCUGGAGCUACAUGUCUGGGUGGCAGAAUUUUCCUUGGUACCAUACCAGGUCUGUCUUCUGCAAAGCAGCUGCUGACCAGAGCUGUCUAACUUCACCCAAAUUCUGAAUGUGUUGAGCUCUGCUUUUCUGGGGAGGCCCAGAGUUGUCCAAAGAUGAUAUGCCCAUCUCCUUGUCAGAAUUUUCUACUCAAGAUGCCCUUCUCACAAAUGCUCUUCUGCCCUCAGUGGUCAGAGGAAGCCUGGUCUAAUGGGAUAGAUUUGAGAACAAAAUGCCCCGAAGGACUUUCUGUCCUUACUUUCCAAUCAGCCACGUGUGAGCCUGCCUGGAAUUCUAUCCCACAGGUGUAAAUCACAGCCAGGCUGUGAUAACCCUUGUGCUCAGAGGGGUUACAGUGAAGAGCAGGUAAGUGUCAGGCUCUGCUAGCACAGGUCUGUGCCUUGCUGAGACCAAUCCCUGGUGGUUUGCUGUCUUCCCCUGUCAGGCCAGGGGGCCAGCACAGCCUCUGGAGUGCAGCUGGCAGCAGGAUGGUGAGGCCAGCUCCUGCUCCCCUGGGAAUGCUGCAGCUGAGCUCUGAGUUCAGUGUUUGAGUGUUUGAGGCUCUGCCUCAGCUCCAGCUCCAUGCAGCUGGGUGUGAGGAGCUGCUGCCCUGCUCCUGCCACUGUUUUCUCUCCCACUCUCCCUGAUGAGGUCGUUCUUUCAGCCUCUUGUCAUAUUACUCACCUGUUUGAAUCCUCUUCUCCCUCUCUUCUCUCUCUCUUCACUUCAGCACAUCAGAUGUGCAUUUUGGCUGGAACAUUGUCCAGUUCAGGCCAGUUUCAGCUCUGCCUGGUUUUUGUCCGUGUUUUCUUCUAGGAUAACUAUUGAGGACUGGGCAGAGGGUGUUUGCUUUCUCCUUGUUUGAAGCACUGGCAAAGUUGCUUUGUCCUGCUUGUGCCUCGGGGCAGAGGGAAGGUGGAGGGUGUGGAGGCAGCUCUGAUGCCUUAGGGAACCUGUUCAGUCCUGUGAAGGAAUCCUGAUAUUUGGUUGGAGUGAGGCCAGAGGGGAUUUCCCCUGCAUAAACACUCUGUGGCAUCAGCCAGAGCUUGGCACUGCUGCCAGCUCACCUCUUCCUGUUCCUCUGGAAAACCUGGACUGGGGGCCACUGGUGUGCAGAACCCAGCUGUUGCUUGGUUCUGGUGUUAAACCUUUGCUCUUGGGGUGGCAGUCACCUGGUGGAAUGUGCUGUACACUUGGCUUGGCACAUCCAUCUCCACCUGCCUCGUGUCCUGCUGCAUGGGAGCAGCAGCCAGGGAUGUUUUAUUGCACUGUUCUUCCGUUGCCAGGGAUAUGAUGUUUGGGCAUCUGUAUCCAUGCAAGUGGGUCACAGCUCCUGAUGAUGCUGCCAGUUAUAGCCAGGGCUAGGAAAGGUCACCCACAGGUGAUAAAGGUAGCAUCCCAAAAGUAAUGAAGAGCUAAAAUCUCCUUCCACCCCCAGCUCCCCAACUCCAGGCUAGUGCUUGAUAUCUCUACUACAAAUCCUCUUAUGGUGAGUGAGAAUUUCCGCUGCUUUUGCACUCCAGGCAGGAUUCACCAGAUGUUAAUAAUGUGCUUAUUUUCUCUAAGUGCUAUUUUGGCAUCGGUGUUAAUUACAAUUUAUAUUCUGCAACAUUUACACUGGGAAAAGAACCCACCCUAAUAGUACCCAAUUGGCAGAGCUGGGCUAUUAAACACAGCUCCAUAUGUUCUGAGCAGAGCAGUGGAUGGGACUCAGAGCCCACUCAGCACUCAGGCUCCAGCAGGCAGCUGUAGAGCAAGAGAAGGGAGCAGAGAGAGGGGUGUUCUGCCCCUGGAUUUUUUUUAUUAUGAAAUCCCCCUCCUUUUCUGUCCCCAUCUCCCCAGAAAUCUCCCUCCUGCUAUCUGUUGUCCGUUGUCUAAAACAAAUGAAUUCAAUUCCAGAAGGUGCCCUUCUCACAGGGAGUGUUUCUGCAGGAUCCCAGUCCCUGCUGGCCUGUUCCUUGCUGCCUUCCAAAGCAGACCUCCAGUCUUUGGGAACUGCAGCAGAAAUCUUUGCUUUGACCACCACCAAGGUGUCUGUGGUUCUGUGGGAGAAGGAUGUUCUGGGACAGGUAGUGUUCUUGUGUAAAACUUGAUGUAGUUUGCUGCUCUGCUCAUGUCCACAGUCUUGUUUGGCAUUUGGUUCCUGCAGGCUGGGAGGGUCUGGAGUGACACUGGUGUGAGGAAUUCAGAGGGACUAAGUCAUCUCUGGUUUUCUUAGGAGUGGAGGUUAAAGAAUUGCUUCCUCAGCUGUUUGCAAAGCUGAUUUCAUGGUCUCUCUAGGAGGUGGCAGUGUAUCCACUGCAGUGUUUGGAGAAGGAGCUGUGUGGUGACAGUCCCUCCCUUCAGGAGAGAUCUGACUGUGGUCACUUCUCUCUCAGGGAGAAGGAGAAGAUGGGAAUGAGAGGAGUCAUGGAUCUCACUCUGGAAGCCAGACACACAUCGUGAGGCUUGGCUGUUUCCUCACUUGUGGAAGGGGAGGAGGCUCCCCAGGGGCUGAACCCUCCCCAGGUGAGGAGGUGCCCUCUGGGGAGCAGAGGGCAGACCUGGGGCUGUGUGGACUGAGAGCAGCAGAGCCACAACCCCACUCCCUGUAAUUCCCAUCCCUGCCUCCUCUGCCGGGUGUGUGGGAUCCUGAGAGCAGAGCAGGACCCAUCCUCUCAUUGGUGUUCAGAGCUGUGGCAGUUCUGGGACCGUGACAGGUGUGAGACUGCCCAUGUGAGGGGCUGGGUGCUUUCUUCCAGCACUGCAUUUUUAGGAUAGGGCCGUAGAAAUUGGGGACUUUCCCUCUGGCAGAGUGAACCAGUGCAGGAGGGUUGUUUCACCUGGCCAAGGGGGAUGCAAUUCCCUCUUGGCUGGUCCCAGCAGUGUCCAGCCACAGCUGGGAGAGCAGUGCAGGAGCUGUGCUGCAUGUUGCAGAGCCCAAUCUCCUUGCACUGCAGCUCUGCUGCCUCUUUGAGAUGCGCAGGCAGCCAGGCUACUCCAGCAGGAGAAUCAUUUCCAUAGAAACCAAUUGGGAUGUUGUACGGGGAAUAAUGAUUAAUAGUGAAGGGAUGUUGCCUCAGGCCCUUCUCAUUUUUUAGGGGGCAGUGAGGGACAAACUGGGGCACAGGUAGGGGGACAGGGAGACUUGAAGACUAAUGGAAACCAUCCCUUCCAUUAAUUUCCAGGGCAGCUUUCCCUCUUCUCCUCCUACCCAGCCCCCCACUGCUGCUCCCAGCUUUCGUCAAAUUUUCAAAAUGGCUAACCUGGUUAGAAAUAAUCAUAAUAAUAAAAAAGGAUGGAUGAGGUCUGACUACUAACAUUGUUGCUGUUAGCAGCAGGAUUUCAGCCAUAAAACAUGAAGCAAGGGAGGCAUUGACCUUUCCGCUGUUUGAAAUGAAUGGAGACAUCAAUAUCUAUUGUUUUGUGGCAUUGACCUCUGACGCUCUUGGUUCGCCCUCCCCUUUCUUUUUUUUUAAUUUCCCCCUGACACUCGAGGAAAGGGGUCAGUCUGUUCCAUCUAUUGAUCCCCAUCUUACUUGGUGAUAGGGAAAUAAUUAGAAUUUUAAAGAUCUCUGCUGCUCGCUGGUGAAAUACAUACACAGAGGCACAGGCUAAGCCCCCGCUUGCCAUGUUGUGUUCUCCCCCCUUCCUUGCAGAGAUCCAAAGCUCUGAGAUCUGAAGGAAGGCAGAUCAAUAUAGGUUUAAUCAUGAUGGGGGUUUUAUUUCAGUUUUUUAAAUGGUAAAGUGUAACGUUUUAUGUUAAUGUUGUCGGAGCCUGGCUGCCUGGUGCCUUGUUUUAUUUAUUCUUUUAAGUAGCCCCUUCUUUUGUGAACUUCAUCUAUGUACAGAGAAUGUGAAAUCAGGCAUUGCUAAUUAGCUGUAUGACAAUUAAGUAAUGUAGCACAAAACCAUUAGGACACUGGAUUUGUUUUUGAAGUUUGUCCUUUGAAGUGGAAGCUGCAACUCCCUGCCCAAGGCUGCUGGGGAAAAUGUUUUUCUAUCAAAACUUUCUUUGAAAAUAAAAUGUCAGUGUAAGAGUCCCUAUUUCUGUCAUCUCUCCCUCUAAACAGCGGGUGGAAAUUGUUUCUCCUUGUAAAAACUGCUGGCAUUGAUAGGGGAAUUCAGGAAAGCAUUAAAUGGGCAGUUGGUCUCCAAACACCCUCAGUUCUGGUAGAGAUGUUACCAAAAAGGCUUGUUUAGCUCAUUGAGAGGGAUCAGUGCCACACUGGGAGAGAAAACCUGGCUCACGAGCCUGGAGAUGGCAAAGGGAGGUGGUUCUAAAACUGGGGGUUCAUCUCUGACACCCCAGGUGCCAUCAGGGUGACAGCCUGGCCACAGGUCCCUGCAGGCUGCUGGGUCUGGGCUGCUCCGUCCGUGCGCUCGUGGGACUCCUGUGUUUGCAUCGGCCCUUUGUCCUCGUGGUGAGUCAAAUUCUGAAUGUGCAACUUUCAUGUACGCUGGUGGCAUGUAAAACUUCCAAUAAAGAGUGAAACAUUUGGAACCA